Purpureocillium lilacinum is the source of this 1755-nucleotide messenger RNA. RefSeq lists its product as uncharacterized. Gene Ontology annotation, biological process: RNA processing; mRNA 5'-splice site recognition. NCBI's taxonomy places the organism in Eukaryota, Fungi, Ascomycota, Sordariomycetes, Hypocreales, Ophiocordycipitaceae. The record is from RefSeq and is a predicted model, not a curated record. Gene Ontology annotation, molecular function: protein binding; pre-mRNA 5'-splice site binding. Gene Ontology annotation, cellular component: commitment complex; U1 snRNP; U2-type prespliceosome.
AUGAACGACUACGUCCCAACCGGCGGCGUCGAUGACGAGAUUCAUGCGCUUCGAACGCAGCUCACGGCACUGGAGAGCGAUCCCGACAACCUCGACCUCUGGGACAAGCACAUCAACUCCGCCGAGAAGGUCGAAGGCGGCCUGAGCCGCAACUCGAACCCCCAGGCGCUCUCCCUCGCUCGCGAGUCGUUCGAGCGCCUCCUCCACCGCUCUCCUCUCUUCUUUGGCUACUGGAAGAAGUACGCCGAGGAUGAGUUUGUUAUAUCUGGCACCGAGUCAGCCGAGAUGGUCUACGAACGCGGCAUCGCCGCCAACCCCCAUUCUGUCGAUCUCUGGGCCGAGUACUGCCGGUUCAAGAUGGACACGUGCCAUAACCUCGACGUCGUGCGAGAGCACUUUGAGCGUGCAUCCCACGCCGUCGGCAUCGACUUCAUGUCGCACCCUUUCUGGGACAAGUACAUCGAGUUUGAGACGCGCCAGGAGGCCCAUACGCGCGUCUUUGCGCUCCUCGUGCGCAUCUGUCGCAUCCCCCUUCACCAGUACAGCCGCUACUACGAGAAGCUGCGUGCCAUGGCGCACACUCUGCCUCUCACCGAUAUCGCCACCCCAGAGGACCUCACCCGCAUCCAGGCUGAGGUGCAAGCAGAGUCUGCCGCCCAUGGCGUUACUUCGCGACCCGAGCUCGAGGUCGAGCGCGAUGUCCGCGCCAAGAUUGAUGCCAUGUAUUACGACGUGUUCACUGCCACCGCCAACGAGGUCAAUAACCGUUGGACCUACGAGUCGGAGCUGGGACACCAGUACUUUACCACCCUUCCCAUCCAACAUGCGCAGCUGAACGGCUGGCGCAAGUACCUCGACUUUGAGGAGGCCGGCCGUGACUACGAACGCAUCAAGUUUCUCUACGAACGCUGCGUCAACACGUGUGCGCUCUACGACGAGUUUUGGUACCGCUUCGCCCGCUGGAUGUCCACUCAGCCUGGCAAGGAGGAAGAGGUCCGCCAUAUCUACGUGCAGGCCGCGUUCCUUGUGCCAGCUAGCCGUCCAGGCAUCCGUCUGCAGUGGGCUUACUUUGAGGAAAGCAACGGUCGCGUCGACGUUGCGCGUGACAUCCACGCUGGUAUCCUCAAUAAGCUCCCCGACUGCACCGAGGUUAUCAUCUCUUGGGCGCACCUCGAGCGCCGACAGGGUGGCCCCGAUGCCGCCAUUCAGGUGCUCCGUGACCACAUCGAAGCUCCGACUGUCAACUUGUUUACCAAGGCGAUGCUGGUGGCCGAGUGGGCCAUGCUUCUGUGGAAGGCUAAGGGCUCCGCGGAACAGGCCCGCGGUGUCUUCGUUAAGAACGCGCAGUGGUAUGGCGACAGCCGUCUCUUCUGGGAGAAGUGGUUCAAGUUUGAGCUCGAGCAGCCGACCGAGACGGAGGGCGAGGAGACAACAGCCCGACGGGUCAAGCAUGUGUACGACGAGUUCCGCCGCAGGAGCCGCCUGUCGGCGGCCGUCAAGAGAGACUUGGGCAAGAUUUAUCUGGACUUUUUGGUCCAUCGUGGCGGAAAGGAUGCCAUGAAGGAAUUCCUGGAGGUGGACCGCGCCGUUUUCGGCUCCGCAGCUGUGGCCGCUUUGUCGGUCAAUGAACAGAAUGGCGAGGCAGGCGCAGAUUUGGACGAAGAAACCCUGAAGAAGGCCGAGACGCGGCUUUUCUUCUUCUAUGACCACGAGGAACAGAACUCGGCGGCCACCGGCCCGGCCGAUUACGAGUAA